AUGCCCCAAUUCCCAGGUCUCUACCGCCAGAACAACGUGCCAAAGUGGCAGAGGAUCCAUCAGACACACGACGGCUUGAGGCAAUGGCAGAAGGGCCCUCGAGCGAAGUACAUGCUCUACCCAUACUACGCGAUGCUUAUCUCGACGACUUCUGCAUCCAUGUACAUGAUGUGCCGGAUGGUGCUGGGCCACAAGACUUGGUACUGA
Molecule: messenger RNA, 207 nt
Organism: Saxophila tyrrhenica
Lineage: Eukaryota; Fungi; Ascomycota; Dothideomycetes; Mycosphaerellales; Extremaceae
Exons: 3
Coding region: 1-207 (68 amino acids)
Source: RefSeq, a predicted model, not a curated record